UGAAUCUUUGCAUGUGAUACUUGCUGUUUCGUGUUUGGAAAAGCCUAAAAAGAAGAAAGAGAAAAUUACUUUUGACCUUUCCUGUGCUUCACAGUUCCUUCAUGCAGUAAUAACAGCUUCAUUCCUCUUUCCUUUCAUCAUUUCCUUUCGGCUUCAUCUUACAGUCUUGAAUUUGUCCUUUUAUGUCAGAGGAAAAUAAGAUUCUGAUACGUUUGUCUUAUUGUCGGGAGGCAUCCCAGAUGAAAUGUGAAUCUGGUUACCUAUUUCUCACCCAUACAGUUUUCAGAAACGUAUCUUAGUGUACCACUUGAACCUCGCUUCUAAGUUAAAUUUGCUGAAAUGCAACAAUCACAGCGGGGAAAUAACAAACCAGAUAAGCGAAACUAAUGUUGAAACUGCUUCUGCUUUCACUAAGAGGUCACAGGUUAAGGCAAAGGGAACAGCUCUGACUUAAAUCAUGCCUCAGUGCAUUUCGCUGCAGUCUGUGUGAAGGGGGGACACCAUUAUAGCAUCAACAUGUCACAUCACGCUGCUCUUGUUAUGGUCAUCCUGACUGUCGCUGAAUGGUGGUGCCUGUGUGCUGCUGAUGUUGGGGAUUUCGCUCCAUGCCUGCAAUUCUUUUACAAGUCUUGGCCUCCUAAAGGUCUGGAUGGGACCCCAAUCUGCCAGCGUUAUGAGAACCUGUUCCGCUUUGCCACAUUGUACAGUCGACCACGUCGCUCUCCAUGGUUUUCUGCCUAUUUGUACUCCGUACCAACGGGAAAGAGACCCACUGCAUCUUGGAAGUUUGAGCCACAGUUAGCCUACCCAGGAGCUGAUGGCAAUAUGAUCCCCUUCCCUCCGGGCCCCCUGGACCAGAACGUGGUGGACAGCCAGGCGGUGGAGCCAGACUACAUAAAUUCAACCUACUCUCGUGGCCACUUGAACCCCAGUCUUCACCACAGGAGCCGGGGGGACCGGUAUGCCACCUUCACUCUCACUAAUGUAGUUCCUCAGAAGGUGGGCUCUAAUGAUGGGCCCUGGGAAGCCCUGGAACAGACUGUCAACAAAACCCUGGAGGCCUAUUGUCUCGGAGAGGCUUACAUCGUGACUGGCAUCAUCCCUUACCUGAACAACGAGCAAUGGCUCAAGAACCAUCGCGUGGCUGUGCCCGAGUAUCUGUGGUCUGCCUACUGCUGCCCCCACUACAACAACAGCCUUCCAGAAGAACUGAAGGAUUCAUUUCCAACGUAUGCUGCUAUCGGCCGCAAUGACCGCAACAGCACUGAGGAGAUUGUGCCUGUUAGCAAGACAGCUAAGAAGCAAUUCAGGGGAUAUGAUGUGAGGAAAAUGCCCCUGGAAACUCUAGAGAUGUAUCUGAAGGACAGGUUCAGCACUGUUGUUAGUGUUUUUUAUGAGCGGUGUUCUGGAUCAGACUGAUUGUGCAGACACAAAGUUCUCAAACAGCCAUUACGGAAAUUAUUCCAUUAAUUUGUUUAAGGUUAAGUAGGUUGGGUUUAGGUGUGAAAACUGCUCGGUUGGGGAGGAUUGUGGAAAUGGUUAAAAGAAACCAGCACUGACUUUGAAGGACUGUGAUACAUUUGUUAAUUCAAAAUAAAUUUUUCGGGAAAAAGAAAGCAAAUGAAUUAUCUCAUGUUGAUGACAGUUACAGACAGUUAAUGAACUGACAGAAGAUCGAUGCCACAGUCGAAUCUUGUUUGUUUAAAAGACCAGUUCCCCCAAAAUAAAAAUUGAUGAGUGAGUCAACAUUGACUGAAUUUUCAUUUUUGGAUGAACUGUUCCUUUAAUCCAUACAAAAACACGUAUUUAUGCAGUAUUUGUAUCUGAGUACAUGUACAAUCUAAUUCUUCCACUGUAGUUUUGGACCACCAGGUGGCGACACUGUGUAAUGCAUGACAGAAGUAAAAGUGUGUUUUAGUGUGGGCUUCUGUUGAUUGAGGGAUUUUACGGUGAAGACUCACCCCAACAGAAUGUCUUGGUAUUCAAAGACCCCAUUAUCUUGAUGGUUAAUUUGUCUUUUAUCUCAUUAUUCUCUGAAUAAUAUCAGUGGCUGUAAAGUGUAGAGUAAAGUAUUUUGUGUCAGGUGAGGAUUUAUGCUUCAAGUCAUGAAUAAAUACAGGUUAACAGAUCGGACUGAUGACUCAUCUAGACGUUAACUCACUGUACGAGUUGGACUUGACUGUUCUGUAGCUUUGCCAAGAUUCUUUUGAAGUGAUCACUGAGACACAGGUUUUGUCACAUCAGACUCACUGUAGAUUUAUUGCGUGAACUCAUGGUACAACAGCUCAGGUGCACAAAGAGCUAAACACAUGUAACACACUGGUGUGCCAGA
Molecule: messenger RNA, 2332 nt
Organism: Scatophagus argus
Lineage: Eukaryota; Metazoa; Chordata; Actinopteri; Scatophagidae
Product: endonuclease domain-containing 1 protein-like
Exons: 2
Coding region: 517-1419 (300 amino acids)
Molecular function (GO): hydrolase activity; metal ion binding; nucleic acid binding
Source: RefSeq, a predicted model, not a curated record